This is a messenger RNA of Ceratitis capitata (Mediterranean fruit fly), 2149 nucleotides long. RefSeq lists its product as uncharacterized. The record is from RefSeq and is a predicted model, not a curated record. Gene Ontology annotation, molecular function: protein binding; RNA binding. The transcript has 5 exons. NCBI's taxonomy places the organism in Eukaryota, Metazoa, Arthropoda, Insecta, Diptera, Tephritidae. The coding region runs from base 565 to 2037 and encodes 490 amino acids.
UAAACAAAUUUCACAAAAUUUCCUUAAACAAAGUAUCUCUGUGUGAACGUGAAAAGCGACACAAAAAAGAAAAUUACGUUAAUAAGCGACAAAAGUGUCCUCAUCCAAACUCUGGCUAAGAGUAUGUUAGGCAGUGAUUUUCGGAUUCUAUUUUCCACCAAAUUGUGGUAUGAGAGAAAAAGAGCGCAUAUCGAUACAAGGUUUUCCGAUAUAUGCACAUCAAAGCCAGUCGAUGCAGUCAAUUAACUAAGGUCGGGUAUGCUCCUGUUCUCCAAUAAAAGGAGAGAAACACAUCUCUUUUUCUCUGCAAAUAUGUCUCAGUUAAGGAUCACUUACAUACACUUUUCGUUAUGAUUAUUCUCUCAGGAAUUACCUGUUUAUUGACAUCAUCACUCUUUGUUUCUUUGGCAUUAUGUUGGCCUCUCUACCAUGGUUGGUUGGGUGCAGGUGAGUGAGAGUAAUGUGAAGAAAUUAUUAGAGAAAAUUCCUUUACCACUACUUCAGCAGUACGACGUGUGAGAGCACGAACUAAAUUAUUCCAUUCUUGGCAGUGCAACGAACAACAUGGUUACUAUUAUGGAGGUCACUUUUUCACAUCGCGCUUACAACAACAACAACCCCACUAGUUUACAAUGUGAGCAAAUACCUUACCAUCGACUUCAAGAUAAAAAAAUGUUGCAAACAGAAGAUGGAAUACCAAUUUUCAAUCUUCGCCUGCACAAUUUACCAAAUGAGUUGACGAAGGAAGAAUUAUACAAUUACUUGGCGAAAUUUGGUGAUAUAUUAGAUUUAGUUGUUAUGCCUGCCAAAAAGCCGAACAGCCGUUGGGGUCCCAAUGUGGCAUUUGUUAAAUUUGCCACAGCGGAAAGUGCCUUCGAUUGUGUUAAUACGAAAGAAUAUCGUUUAAAAGAUUUCAGCUUCGAAAUUCAUCCAGACUUUAGCUGGAAUCAACCACAGCUCAAGCAAAAAACAUCCAAAGACAACUCAAAUAAUAGUAUAAAUUUAAUGGCACUGAACGACGACUGCCUAUUACAUAUUUUCAGCUUCUUAAAACUACCUGAACAAAUUUUGUUGGCGCGUACACAUGAGCGUUUUCGUGAUAUUUUCAAGUUUCACUCGGCGAAGAAAUUUCGAAGAUGCAAUUUGAAGAUCCUAUCGAAAAUGACAUUUUGGUCAGUACGUUGUUUUUUCGAGAGCGUAGGCGAAAGUAUUGAGUACCUUGAAAAUCAAUUAAAUGGUCCCUACCGAAGACUUGCACUCGAAACGAUUGGAAAUUAUUGUAAAAAUGUUAGAGAAAUAGAUUUAACUGGAUGUUGCUUGAGUGAUGAGGACAUUGAGACGAUUCAGAGUUUGGAAAAACUGGAUAAACUCCAACUCAGUGAGAAUUACGAGUUAACAGGUAAACUAAUCGGCGAUUUUGCGCACCUAACGGAACUGAAACUGCGGAAUUGCAGUGGCAUUAAGUGGAAUUAUUUGGUUGACAUUUGUGGAAGAUGCGAAAAUCUAAAGCUACUUGACAUUAUCGGCUGUGGCGGUGUGACGCCGGAAGUUAUCGACUCUAUGAUAUCAUUUUGUUUAGAAUUAAGAACCUUAAAGAUGACAGUAACACCGUUCGAUUCUGCACGUGUAUUAUCAAUACUAAAUUUAGAAUAUCUAGUAUUGAUAGCAGCAGAGGAAACUAUUUCAAUACCUCGCGAUAUAUUUGUGCAAUUGCUCAAGCAAAAAGUUGAUAAAUAUCAAAUUUUAGAUAUUUUAGUGAAAACCGAAGAGGGCAGAAAUCAGGUACGUUUAGUUGCCUGCGGCGCGCCGCCGUUACCACUAAAUAAAAAACAAUCGGGAAAAAUAUUAAAAAUAUUUGGCGAAUUGAAACCACAACUGCAUAACUUUUGUGAUUUGACUUUAGUUCAAUCCGAUAUUUUCUAUUAUUUGCUUGCGCUUAAUUCAUUUUUGUUCGAUAACAUAUUGCCAUCGCGGGAUUUCGUUUUGCAACCCAGAGAAUAUAAUUAUUUUGUUCACGGAGAACGAUUUGUAUCGUAAGCUUUUGAAAAAAAAAAAACGAUUUAAAAACUAUUUUAACUCAAUAUGUACAUAUGUAUUUAUUUAAGGGCUUAAAGGAAUUAAAACGAAUAUACGUAACUGUUCACUUACU